AUGGCGCCCCUUUGCGGCUACGAUUGGCCCAUGGUCGCCCCCCUCAAGCGCCAGCCUCUUCUUCCCUUCUUUCUCACCCCUUCUGACAUCGCCUUCCAUUCCUUUUCCUAUUUCUGCUCUCGUGCCAUUAUCACCGAUAAACUCCCCUCCGUCGGCGAUAUCAACAUUGCAAAGAUGGGGUUAUCAACCCGUUUCCUCCGCAUCCCGCGGCCAGAGACAUUCCUCUAUGUGAUGAGCCUGCGCACCGGCGCUGCUCUGAUCACUCUAUCGCUACUUCUCAACAAAAUCAGCGGCCUCUAUGGUCUUCUGGCCCUGCUGACCGGCUACCACCUCUCUCCUGUUCAACUGUCCAUGUACAUCUACUCCCUAAUCGCCCUCGGACUUGCGACGAUACUUUUCCCUCACAUCCGGAAACAAUCCCCCUUACAAUGCCUCGCCCUCGCCUGGCUCUAUGUGUUCGACAGCCUCAUCAACGCUGCCUACACUGCAGCUUUCGGCGUGACGUGGUUCCUGGUCGUUUCCCAGCACUACGAGAACGGCACCGUGUCGGGACCCGGUAGCGAGACGAUCGCUCAAACUGCCGGCUUCACCAGCCCCAAGUACGACGAUUCAUACACCGACUCCACCGAUGCCAGCCACUACGCCAGGAGCUCCGAAGGUUUGAGCAACGCCGUGACUCAACCAGAAAGCUUCCAGAGUAUCGUCUUCAUCUGCACGCUUUGGGUCGUCCGUGCCUACUUCGUGUUCGUGAUGCUCGCCUUCGCCCGUCAGGCUCUGCGCAUCUACAUCGCCGUGCCUCGCCACACGCAACUGCCCACCCACAGCCGCAACACGUCUAACGCAAGUGUGGCUAGCGUAGCUGACAUCGACCGGGAACCGUUCUCGCCGUUCAGCCCCGAGGGUCAGGGCUGGCAGGGCAAGCUUGGUCGUGCCAUGAUUAGCGUGGGCCGGAACUACUGGUUGGGUGAAGAUGAGGAGGGAACUAGCUGGGUGAACAACAUCGGGCGUCGGUUCCGCACCCGCCUCGAGAACACCGAGCUCCCCGGACCUCUGGAGCGCGAGAGAAGACGUCGCUCUGGUACCGGUCCCCCGCAGCCCUCCCAAUCCGCCGUUCAGGCCGCCGCCUUGCAGCAACCGAUCUACGAACAAGCCGCGCCUGGAAUGAACGUCAAGAUGCAAGACUGGACCGAAACCCGGUGAUCAAGGCCGCUCGGAUCCACCUAGUAUAGGCCCCCUACUCAUGCUCUGGCUGAAUUUUGGGCCCUGCAUGACAGGGCCCUCCAGUCCACCUUGUUGCCACGAACAUGAGGGUCGCCAUGCACUGGCUUGUAACUUGUAAGAAGUGAAUGGUCACAUGCUUCUUUUCAACCGGCCCCGUCCGGGAGAAAAGGGAGAGGCGUCACGGCCCAUUGCCUCUCCAUUGCGUGAUACACACAGCCGUUAUUAUUUCCCUUCGUUCCUGUUAUUAUAUAUGGCGAGAUGAUCUACAUACCCUGGUUACGAAUCAGACCGUUGGAAAGGAGGGGCUGAAUUGGCGGCGUUUUCUUGUUUGACACCCUUCCCUUCCGUUGCUUAUUGCAUAGUAGACUGUUCGUGGCUCGCCGUUUGCAUACGGGGGAAGAAGUACACCUAGGUGCCUGCACCACCAUGCUUGGGAUCAUAAUAGGUGCCCCUCCCCAAGCCUUAAGUCUAGCAUUGGAGCAUGUACAUUGGUAGUGAUUGAUAUGGGAUGGUUGUUUUGAUACGGCGUCAUUAGGGAUCCAUCUUAAUCUGCACCUAAUUUGCUUUUGCACCAUUGUUUUGGUGAACACCAGUUUCAUUACUUCCCCUGCCGAGACCGCUGUCGUUCUCGCCCGAGUCAGGCUACGGGAGCACGUGGUUCCGGAGGGAAGACAAAAGCCGGAGAGACCCAAUCACGAAAGCGGCAAUCAAACCGGGCAAACGCAGCAAACCGAGCAAAAGCCGAGCGCUGACGUGCUCGACUGCCAGUCACGGGAUGAGCACGCCUUACCGAAAGAGGCAUGUUUGCACACCCUGCCCGCCUAGGUUUGCAU
Aspergillus melleus is the source of this 2054-nucleotide messenger RNA. RefSeq names its product inositol phosphorylceramide synthase regulatory subunit KEI1. Gene Ontology annotation, biological process: inositol phosphoceramide metabolic process. The transcript is spliced from 2 exons. Gene Ontology annotation, molecular function: inositol phosphoceramide synthase regulator activity. NCBI's taxonomy places the organism in Eukaryota, Fungi, Ascomycota, Eurotiomycetes, Eurotiales, Aspergillaceae. Gene Ontology annotation, cellular component: Golgi membrane; inositol phosphoceramide synthase complex. The coding region runs from base 1 to 1200 and encodes 399 amino acids. The record is from RefSeq and is a predicted model, not a curated record.